AUGAUAGAAGAGCUUGACCUCCAUGGCACGCAGUUUUCCUGGCUAGGAUCAAUCUUCUACGUUGGACAACUUGUCGCCGAGUUCCCCGCCAUUUAUCUGAUGAGCCGCCUCCCGCUUGCUAGAUUUGUCGCUUGCACCGUAGUCGUUUGGGGACGUGUGUGCAUGUGUCUUGCAGCAGCAACAACAUUUUCCUCGUUAAUGGGGGUUCGGUUCGUCCUGGGGAUCACCGAGGGUGCGGUUUCUCCAGCUUUUGUGACAUUGACAAGUAUUUGGUACAAGAAGCAGGAGCACCCUUUGCGUAUAGGUCUAUGGAUCAGCUGCAAUGGGCUUGCUCAGGUCAUUGGUGCCUUGAUGAUGUACGGUAUUGGUCACCAAACAAUGGCCGUCGCUCAUUGGAGGGCGAUGUUCCUAAUCUAUGGUGGCCUUACAGCACUUGUCGGCCUCCUAUUCUUCUUCCUGAUGCCUGCGGGCCCAGAGUCAGCGUGGUUCCUUAUGAAAGAUAAGCGGAGAAUAGCAGUCCAGAGACUCCAAACCAAGACGGAAGGCGGCGAUCAAACAAACUUCUCCAUGCCACAGCUCAAAGAAACGGUCCGCGACAUCAGGGCUUAUAUUAGUUUUCUUUUUGGCCUUUUGAUCACACUGCCUGCUCCUGUCAUUGCAUUCGCUACUCUUAUCAUCAAGUUCCUCGGUUACUCAGCAUUCGACACUAUGCUAUAUACCUCUCCUUCAGGAGCAAUCCAGAUCGGGUUCGUCUGGCUCGGUAUAGGUCUCUGUUAUCUAUGGCCGAACCGUCGAUGCGCCAUCGUCAUCGGUCUCACCAUAGUUCCCCUGACCGGGAUAAUCCUUCUGUUUACCCUCCCCUUAUUAGCAGGGUGGGGCAUGAUAGCUGCUUCCUGGAUAGCGUCUGUUAUCUCAAAUAUCUUCUCCCUAACGCUCAGUCUAAACGCUUCCAACACCCGUGGUAAUACCAAAAAGGCCAUCGUUAACGCCCUGUUCUUCGUCGGGUAUUCUGUCGCCGCCAUCUGUGGGCCCUUGCUCUGGGACACCAAGAACGCCCCUCGCUACCAGAGCGGUCUUAUCCUGGCGCUCGUGAGCUGGCUGGUCUUUAUCCCUACUGUCGCGGUUUAUUGGGCUUCCUACGUCUAUGAGAAUCGGCGGAGGCAGAACCAAGUGACGAUCGAGUCGGUGGAUAUCAGCGAGCAUCUGGCGGAGGUGGUGGGGAGGGAUGUGACCGAUAAGCAGGAUAAGACGUUCCGUUAUACGUUUUAG
Messenger RNA from Aspergillus calidoustus, 1269 nucleotides. The record is from the annotation of a GenBank genome assembly. Lineage: Eukaryota; Fungi; Ascomycota; Eurotiomycetes; Eurotiales; Aspergillaceae.